Dentiscutata heterogama is the source of this 1278-nucleotide messenger RNA. NCBI's taxonomy places the organism in Eukaryota, Fungi, Glomeromycota, Glomeromycetes, Diversisporales, Gigasporaceae. The record is from the annotation of a GenBank genome assembly.
GAUCAAAAGGGAAAUAGUAACAAAAAAUUACUUAUUUACAACAACAACUCAAGGCUUGUUUCAAAUCUUGAAAUAGCACCUGUAAGAACAGCCAAAAAAAAUAUGAUAAUGUUUUUAAAAGAUUUUUUUGGAUGGGAUGUUGAUAAAUUGGGGAUGUACUAUGAAAUGAAAAUAGCCUCAAAAUUAUUACCAGGAUCUCGUUUGUUAAAUUUACCUUGUAUUAAUAUCUGUGAUCCUGAAGAAGAAGUUGACAGGAGAAAAAAAACUAUCACAGAUAAAUUAAUAGAUAAUAUUAGGAAUAUAUUUUUUGGUGAUGUUUCCCAUGUUGAUGAUUUUGGAACAUUUUUUAAAGAAAUUCAAAUAGAAGAAAUCGAAGGUGAAACUGAAGAAAAAACAAUUAAAAUCGGUAAACCGAAAUAUACAAAAGAUAAUUUUGCUUUAAGACCUUUAGUCAAAUGGAAUAGAUUUGGUCAAACAACCAAUGAUGAAAAAGCUCCUAAAGCUCCUAGAAUGAAAUUGAGAGGGAUAUAUUCAGAAUUUGGCUUUAGAAUUGUGUUGAAUGCAGCUAGUAAAGAUUAUGGCAAGUUUAAAGUUUACAAACCACCAGAACCUUUUAUCAUAACUUUAAUAUUCUUAGCUUGUAAAGAUAGUGAAUUUUGGAAAAAUAAGGAUAUUGGUAAAAUGUAUGAUUUUUUUAAACCUGGUGUUACUAGAUUUGAUAAUACAGAUAAUGAUAUACAAAGUAGAAUAAAUGAUAAAUGGAAAGUUAUAAACUCUGUAGAUAGACCAAUCGAUAUCAAUACAAAAACCAAAGAAGUUCAGAAUUUCUAUCCUGGAAUGCCAUUUUGUUUACCUGGAAAACCUACCUCAGAUGGAAUCCUUUCAUUUGGUUGUGAUAAACAAAAAGAUGGAUUUAGUCCAAAUAUCGCAUGGAUAGUAACAGUAACUGUGGAUCCUUUAGCCUUACAAGAAAAAAUUGAUAAUACACUCUUGGCUAACGCGACCACAAACAAAGAUAAACCAAUCAAUUUAGAAGAUGCAUUAUUUUUUGGAAUAGAUCAAAGUAAAACUGUUUUUUUACCAGGAUUAUUUUUAAUCGUUGAAUAUGGUAUUGCUUUAUUUGGGUAUGAUACCGAUAUAGAUAACCUACAAAAUCUCAGAUUAACUGGUAGUGCUGUAUUACAACAACUUAUCGAUGCUAUAAAAGCAAAUAACCCUAUUCCUUCUCAACCUAAUGAAUCUGUUCCAACACCCACACCAACCGAAAUAAUAAUUUAA